AUGGAAAAAAGUAUAUGUUUUAAGAAUGCUUACAAAUGGAAUGGUGAUAAUAAGAAGAAUUUGGUCCCAAAUUUUUUAAGUAAUGAGUUCAGUAAUGAUGAAUAUACAAAACUAAAUAUAUUUACAAUCAUAAAAAAUGAAAUAAUCAAUGUGCUAUCAGUUAUAAAAAAGCAAGAAUAUAAUAAAAAUUUAGACUCAAGUAUUGUAGAUGCAUUAUUUAUCUUAUACAACAGUAUUAAUAAUUUAAAUUAUAAUAUAAAGGAAGGUAUAGAAGUACCAGAAUUUAAUAAUAAGCUAGAUAUAUAUCAUAUUGCACCUUUUUUAAAUAUUAUAAGAAAUAAUAACAUUUUUUAUAAAAUUAAAUUAAAUGCAUUGCACUCGUUAGAUCAUAUAUUAAAAUAUAAUAGUAUAUAUCUCAAUGAAAAGACAUACGAUAAAACCGUAUCCUCCAAAAAGUUGUCCUAUAUAUCUUCAGACAAUAAUGAAUAUGAAAUUAAGAAUGACGAAAAUUAUUAUAAGAGAAAAAAGUACUUAACUAAUACAAACGAGAAUAGUGUAACAAAGGUCAGUGGUGACAAACAUGUGGAGAAUGAUACUCAGUUAUUAUCCAAGACAAAUGAAAAAAUUCCUAAAAGAAAGAAAUAUAACUUUUUUUCGAAAAAUUAUAAAUUAACUAAAAAAUUUAGUCUUAAAAAAGAAGAAAACCCUGAUUUUAUAUUAAAUAAAGGAAACAAUAUUAUUAACAUUAGUAUAGAAACACUAUUGAGUGCCCCUAUGACCUACAGUAAUAUUAAUCAUGAAGAAAUUAUAUUAUACGAUACCAUAAUUUUGUUUAAUAAUAUUUUGUGCAAUUCUAUGAAAGUUGUUGAUAGAAAAAACAUUAUAAAAAUAAUUUGUUAUAUUUUUAAAAUAUAUAAGAAUAAUAAAUACUCUUUAUUGUUUAAGGGUAACUGUGAAUCCGUAUUAAAAAAUAUUUUUUACGUAGUUAUGAGUAGUGUUAUGAGCAAUGGAGCGAAUAAUGGCUCGAAUGAUAACGUGAAAAAAUACGUGAAUAAUAAUGCUGUGAAUGGUAGAACUGUGCAUAGUGGUACUAUGAAUAAUAAUACUGUGAAUAGUAAUGCUGUGAAUAAUAGUACUGUGAAUAAUGCGGUAAAUAAGCAUUUUAAUAGUACUACAAACAGUGCUGAUGACGAUUUCAUACAAGACAUAUUGAGCAUAGUCCUAAUAUUAAUAAACAGUAAUAAAAGUAAGUUUAUUGUAGAUUUAUUAAAAACAAAGGAGUGCAUAAAUUUGAAUAAUGAUUUAUUUGAAAAUGAGAUUUCUAAUGAUAAUUUGGAAUGCAUUAAUAUGUUAUCCUUUAGAUUGCUAAACAUUUUAUUGGAAACAUGUGGUUACUCAUUAAUAAAUAAAAAUUUUGAUGCAUUAUGUAAUAUAAUAAGGUGUUUGUUUUUGCAUAUGACGUCUUCUUCUUAUAUACUAAUGUGUAGAUCAAUGAGAACUUAUAUAAAUAUGUUCAUUUUAUACAAGAAGCAUUUCUUUAUUUAUAAUGAAAUAUUUAUUAAUAUUUUAUUAAAUAUACUUAAGAAAAGUUCUGCAAAAAAUGUUAUUGAAACGGCCUUAUUAACCCUAUCAUAUUUUUGUAUAGAAAAUGUUUUAUUUGAAAUUUAUUAUAACCACGAUGUUAACUUGUAUGCAUUUGAUGUAUUAGAGAAUUUCGUACAGUCUAUAUUAAGUUUAUGUGUAAAUUUUAUUCAAAAUACUACAAUUAUGAAUGAAAUAAUUUUUAAAAUGAUUAAAAAUAUUUUGUAUAUACUAAUACCGUAUAUCACUAGCAAUACCACAACUGGAAGCAAUAACAACAACAACAACAACAACCGAAAUAGCAUUAACAGUGUGAACGAAUCAACAAGCCGCAUGUAUGAAAUUGGAUAUACUAAUCAGAUAAUUACAGAAUUUAGGAACGAUUUAUAUUCAAAUACUUUUGGUUAUGUAAUUAAUUCGAGGAAAAAACGUAAAGUAAGAAACACAAUCGAAAAAAAAAAUGGUAAGGAGCAGGAAGAGGAAACACAACAAAAUAAAAAGAAAGAAAUUAUGGAAAAUAAAAAUGUAGCCAAAUUAGAUAACGUAAAUGAAUUAGAAUGUAAAAGUAUAAAAGGACAUAUAGAUGAAAUUACCGAAAACGUUAAUAAAAAAAAUGCUUGUAAAUCAGGAGAAGGAGUUACCGAAGAGGUAUCAGAUAAUAAAGGUAAAUCAAAAAAAAGUAAUAUGAAUGAAUUAUACACUUUAAAUUUUUUGACAUCAAGUAAAGAUAAAAGUUACAUUGUUUUUUGCUCCAUGUUAUUAUUUGAGCAUUUAAAAGGAUAUCACAAAGUUUACUAUAUUAAGAACAAACAACAUUUAAUGAGAAAAAAAAAAAAUAGAAAAGAAAUAUUAAAGAAGUCUGCAACCAUAUUUAAUACAUUAAAAAAUAAAUCUAUUGAUGAAUUAAUUAAAAUGAAUAUAAUCCAAACAAAGGAUUCUCUUAAUCAGAUAGAUAAAAAUAAUUAUAUCCUUGAUUCUGUAAUGGCACAUGAAAAUGAAAAUUUAAUUGUUCAUUCUAAUUCGUCCGUUGACGAAAAGUGUUGUAUCGCGAAGGAAGUGGAUACAGAAAAGGCAAAUAAUCAUAGCGGUAGUAUGACUUAUAUAAAUUCUGUGAAAAAUAACGAAGAUAGUACAAAAAUUAGUAAUAACAAUUCGAGGAGUAUUACUUAUAAUGGCAGCAUUACGAAUAACCCAAAAGAUGGGGAGCAAGAAAAAAGUGCAGACACUAGUAGUGUUAACCAUACCUCUGCAGUAGGAGCAUAUAAUGACGAAAGGGUUGAAGAGGAAAAUGAUAAAGAUGAAAGUAGGAACGAUCAUAUAGAUAAUAAUUGUGAAAAUGAAACAUGUGAAAAUAAUUAUACAAAAGAAACAAAAGAUACAAAAGAUGCAAAGGAUGCAAAAAGUGAAUUCUCUACAAAUGUACAGUCUUCAGGAAGUACAAAUAUAAAUUACAAUUAUAAUGGAACUAUCGAAUAUGACCAUAAUAAAGACGAUGAAGUAAAAGUAGAGGAGGAGAAUAACAAGAAUACAGAAUUAUCAAAAGAAGAAAACGAUAUAGAAAUAGGAAAAGAAAAAAAGAACAAUAAACAAAAUCAGAUAAACCAGUCAGGAACUGCUAACGAAGAGUGUAAAAUUACGAAAACUAAUUCGAAAGGUAGUUGUACUAAUAAUGUACAAAAAAAUUUAAUGGAAGAUGAACAUUUUUUAAAAUCAAUUGCAAAGUUUUUGAGAUAUAAUCCUUUUUUAGACAAAGAAUUUGUUGGCGAAUAUAUUUCUCAUAGAAAAAAUAUUAAUAUUUUAAAGAGUUAUGUGAAAUUAUUUGAUUUUUGUAAUUUGUCAUUAUUGUCUUCAUUAAGAUUAUUUUUACAUUGUUUUAAAUUACCCGGAGAAGCUCAGUUAAUUGAAAGGAUACUUGAACAUUUCAGUUUGUGUUUUUUUUAUUCCAAUCCUAUAUGUGGAAACGUAGAUUUAGUUUACAAAAUGGAGAAUGACAAAGUUGUUUGUUUGUCGAAGGAAGAAGAACUAGCAAACACAAAGAGGUAUAUACUAAUAGAUUUCCUGAACGAUAACAUGUAUGAAGGUAGUAGUAGUAGUAGCGGUAAUGGUUAUGGUAAUAAUAAUGAUGCUAAUGACAGUACAACGGCACUGCACAAUAACAGCAAUAAAGACAAUAGUUCUAACGGAAUAAAUAACGUAGAUAUAGUCUAUUCACAGAAAAAUAAAUUCGAUGGAAAAAGUAACAUAGAAUAUGACAGCGUUCAGGAGAAAAUAAACUUGAAAAAGGAUGUUGAUAUAAAUGAUUAUAUUCAUAAAAAUGUAUAUUCUAUUUCUAAAAAGGUACAAUUAAUGAAAGAAGAAGAAGUUCAAAAGAAGUAUGUAAUAGUUGAAAAUAGCGAUGUCAUAUUUAUUUUAACGUAUUCAAUUAUUAUGUUGAACACAGACCUACAUAAUAAUCAGGUAAAAAAUAAAAUGAAGUUGGAAGAAUUUAUUAAGAAUAAUAGAGGAAUAAAUAAUGGAAAAAAUAUAGAUAGAAUAUAUUUAGAAAAUUUAUAUAACUGUAUACUACAUGAAGAAAUUAAAUUAUUUUCAAACACUCAAAAUUCGUAUACAAAUGAUAAUCAAUACUGGAAAUUGCUAGAGAAAAGGAAGGAGCAAUAUAAGAAGUAUCACUGUUUCAAAAUGAAAGAAGUUUAUUUUUAUAAAUUUGAUAUUAACAAAUUGUUGAUAAAAAAUAAUUUUAUACCUAUAUUUUUUGAAAUUUUCAAACGUACUAGCGAUUAUAGUUUAAUAGAAAAUUGUUUAUGCAUUUUUAAAGUGGUUAUAAAUACUUUGGCAUAUUAUCACGAUUUAGAAAAUAUUAACAAAUUGUGUUACAUUUUUAAAUAUAUAAAUUUUUAUCUAACUCAGAAAUCUCAAUCAUUGUUGUAUCUUUUAUUUCAUUUUGUGAAGAAAUGUCAUAAUUUAUUUCGUGAUGGCUGGAUUAUAUAUAUAAACAUAAUAUUCAAAUUAAUUACUAUUGAUCUGAUUCCUAUUUUUUUUUACCCACAUAUGUAUAUAAAUAACACGCAAUUUAUCAAUGAAAAGGAAUUUUUAAAUAAAAAAUAUAAAAAAGGGAACUGCGUUGAAACGUAUAAUAUAAACAAAAGCAUAACAGAAAUAUAUCAACACCCACAUCUAGUGUUCAAAAAGAACGUUAAGAAAUUAAAUAAAUCCAAAUGGAUUGACGAAUUUAGUAGUAUGUUUUUUUCAAGACAUAGUAAUAACGAAAAUAGUAAUUUAUCAAUUAUAUUUAAAGAAAAUUAUCCUGAAAAACCAGAAGAAAAUAAGAAAAAAAAAAAAAAAAAAAAAAAAAUUCAGGAAAAUUUAAAUAAAGAAAAACUAAGCACUCAACAGACUAGAGAGUUAAAACAAACAGAGGAAGAAAAUGAAGAAGAAUAUGAUGACAAUUAUGAAGAACAUGACGACGACGAUGAUAAUAAUAAUAAUAGUGAUGUAGAUAAUUUGAAUCAUAUAUAUGUAAAUAUUAAAGCAGAUCCAAAAAACCCUGAUAAUAGUACCAUUAUAGACAAUGUUAAUAUUUAUAAAAGAUUAAAAUUAGAUAUAUACAAUUUUUUUACAAUUAAUGAUUUUUAUAAUAAUAUUAUUACUAACUUAAAUAUUAGCAGUUUUAUGUACUUAAUAAAAAUAUUAAUGGUUAAAUGUUCAGUUAAUAAAGAAAAAAAUGAAUUAAAUAACGUAAAUGUAGGAAAUAAAGCGGAUUUGCAUAACAUAAGUGCAAAAGUUCAAAUACCUAAUCAAGGUUACUUAACAAAUGAUAAAUUUUGUUCCAAUAAUAAUACGCAAGAUAUUAUAAAUGAUUCUAAUCCUGUUCUAGUUAAUUCGGACAACUCCUUUGAUUUGUUUUGUUUGAAUAAGGAAAAACUGCUUACCUCACAAAUGUUUUUUCACAUUAUGUAUUUUAAAAUUAAUUAUACCUAUGUUCUGUAUAAUAUGAUAUGCAAACAGAACAAAAAGCAACUGCGGAAAAAAAAGAAAACGAGCUAUGAAAAAUUGUACGAGGAAGAAGUUAAUGACCUUACUUCCAAUUUGGUAAACUUACCAAAUACACAAUAUAACUAUCAGAUUCAAAGUGAAGGAAAAGAAAACAAAAAAAAUAUUAUGAAAAAGGAAGAGGAAAAAAAAAGAAAUAAAUACGAUCUUACAUUGAAUAAUAUAUAUGAUACAGAUAAUUCUACCAACAUAUCAACUAGUGACUCAGAAUACAGUGAUAUGUCUACGGAUUCUUUUUUUAUUAAAAAAAACGAAAUAUUUGGAGGGGAAGAUAAAUUCUACCUCAACAGUAACGACGAGAAUCAUCAGAAGGAUCAGGAAAAGCGGGAAAAAUUAAAGGAUCCCGAUGAAUUUGAUAAAAUUUACGUAUAUGCUGACGAAGAACAAGGUGAAGAGUUAAGUAGCGAGGAGGGAGAGGACGAAAAAGAUGACGAAGAGGAUGAAGAGGAUGAAGAUGGCGAGGAUGAUGAGUAUAACAGUUGUAGUGAAAAGGAGAAGGCAAGCAAAAAAAUGGAUUAUGGCAAAAAAGACAAAGGAAGCAAUAUUAUGAAAAAUUACAAUAAAGGGAAAAAAACUAACUCAAAAGAAAUUAUAAGUAAAGAUGCAUAUUUGAAUAACAAUAUGAAGAGAAGUAAUAAUAAGGACAAAGUUAAAGAAUUUUUAAUGGACAAAAUUAAAAUGAAUCUUUAUAUGAAAACAUAUAUAAUGCAUUUAAAAAUUACAGUAAUUACAUUUGAACAUUUUUUUAAUUUACUAAAUAGAUAUUUACUAAUAAAUUAUGACAGUACUAUUUUUGUUAAUAUAUAUAAUAGCAUUUUUAAAAAUUUUCAAAUGGAGAAUUUAAAAUUUCUUACGGAAGAAGAAAUUUCAAAUGAUGAUUCAUAUCAUAUAUAUGACAGCGAUUUUGAAAAUAUAGCUAAAAAAUUAAAUUAUAAAGAAGAAAAAAUUGAUGUAAACGAUGUUGAAAAGAAUAUGUUCCUUAUAAAAAUUACCGAAACAGAUUUAGAGGAAGACUGGUUAUUCAUUGAGCAGCUAAUUAUGAGUGUCGUAAAUUUCUCGUAUAUUUGUUUUAAUAUAUAUAAAGAUGAUAAAAAUAAAAUAAGUGGACAGAGACAAAUGGACAUGAAUUGUUUAUUUGCAAAAAAUUAUAUACAAAUUAAAAAAAAAAAUAAUAAAUUCUUUUUUCUUUGUGGCAUAUAUUUAAUGUAUAUUUUGCAGUUUUUAAAAAAGAAUAUUUUAUAUCGUUUUAUUGAUAAAAUCAUAUAUGUGUUAGAGAAAAUAUCAAAGAAUGUGUAUGUAAAUAGCUGCAUAAUCAACAUAUACUUACACAUGUUACAGUUAAUAACCCCUAAUAACAUUUUAUAUAAAAAUACAAAUAAUACAAAUAUUUCUUUAAAUGAUAAAGAUAUAUAUAUUUACAUAGAAAAGGCAACUAUAUAUACUGAAAGUAUUAACAACAUAAUAAACAAUAACAGUGUGUUAUUAAAAUUAAACAAUUUUAAUAUAGAGAAUAUCAUAUUAUCCUUACUACCGUACUUACUAUAUUUUAAUAAUAAAAAGGAGGAAAUUAAUGCGCAUAUAGCUUCUAUCAAUUCGGAAUGUUUACACAUCAUAUCAAACAUAUAUUACAAAAGUAUAUAUAUGUAUAUGAAUAAUUCAAAAAAAAAAAAAAAAAAAAAAAUGAGCAAAUUAAUGGAUACAUAUAUUGUAAAUCGUGAUGAUAACUAUAAUGAUACCUUAUACAAAAAGUAUAAAGAUAACAUUGCGUUUGAGAAAAUUAUUGAAUUAAAAAAAAUGUAUAUUUUUUUACUAACAUGCUUUGUGUUAUCACUGGCUUGCUCCUUUAGCUCAAAAAGAACAAGAAGUGAAGCAUAUAUAAAACUACAGCAGUUUCUUUUUAAUGAAAAUUAUAUUUUUAAAAGAGUACAAAAAAAAGAGGAAAGUACUAUGACAAAUAAUAAAAAUGAAAAGAAUUCCAAACAUGAUAAGUACGUUUAUAGAGAUGAAAAAUUAAUAGAUUUAAUAAGUAAUUUUAUUAUUUUGCCGUUAAUAACAUAUAAUUAUUAUUUUCCUUUUAUAUGUAAGAACAUUUCUACAGAUAAACUAAAUUGUGAAAAUGAACAAUACAAAAACAACAGUGAAAAUGAUAUUGACCCCAAUGGAAAUAACUAUGCGAAUUCUUUGAAUGCUAAAAAAAAUUAUUGUAUGGAAGCUUUGCUCAAUUUUAAUUUGUACAAUAAAAAAAGCAAUGAUAUAUCUGAUAAAAUGUUGGAAAAAAAUGAAUAUGAAAAUUGUGGUUGUAUUAUUAAUUAUAAAAAUAUAGAGGCUAUAGAUCAAGAUAUAAAUGUAUUAAACAAUUUAUUUAAUUAUGCAAAUGAUUAUUAUAUACAUACUAUGUUGCAUAAACAGUACAAUUACUACUUUAGUUAUUUAUAUGCCAAAAAAAUGUUAACCUAUGAUAAUGUAUGUUACAGGAAAAGUAUGAGUAUUAGUUUUGUUAGUCAUAUAAUUUUGUCCUUCUUAUAUUCUCUGCUCAAUUGCUCAGGAGAUUCAUGUGAUAUCAAAAGAAUCAGCAAAAAUGAUACUAAUAUGGACAGUGAGAAUGAUAAGAAUGAGGAAAAUAGAAAGAGAUAUGAACAGGGAAGGGAUUCGUUUACACAAAAUGAUGAAAUUAAUAAUAAAUACUUAAAUGAUCUAGAAGAAGAGUGUGAUAUUAACUUGUAUGAAUUGCUAUGUUUAAAUAAUGAAAGAAUAUGCAAUAAAAUUUUAACAAAAACAAAAUGUGAAAAUAAUUGUAUCUUUUAUUUUUUAAAACACUUUUAUUGUGCAUUAUUAACUAUUCAAGAAGAAGCAAAAAAAAUAUUAAAUAUUUACAAAGAAACUUUUGUUGAAAAUAUAAAAAAUAUUAUUUAUGUUUCAUCAUCUUAUGCAUACUCUUUAAAAGAUCAUCGUAUUAAUUGUUUUUCCCAUAUUAAAAAUGGUUAUUCAUUUUUGAAUGAAGAAGAAAAAAAACAUCUAAAACCUUAUAAUGCAGAAAAUGUAGAAGACAAAAAUAAUCUACCAAAUGACGACAAUGAAAUUUUUAAAAGCAUUUCCAAACUACAAGUUAAUGUAAGAAUUAGUAUUGUCAUUGUUUACUAUAUUUUAUAUUCUGAUAACAGCCAAAAUGAUCAAUUUAAAAAUAUUUUCGAGGAAUUAUUAAAUGUUUUAUUAACCAAAUAUGAUGAUGGAGCACGCACCCAAGCCGAUUGUACUGUUAUCAGUACAACGGAAAAGAAAACAGAAGACGAAAAGGAACAAGCCCAUCCGGGAAAUAUACCAAAUGAAAGUGCAGAUAAUCAGGGAGACAAAGUUAUGGGAACCGAUGAAGGGCAUAAAAAGGGUGCGGAUAGUAAGACAAAUGAAGAAAAUGAGGAGAAAAAAGAGGAAGAUGAUAAUAACAAAAAGGAAAAUGAAAACAGGAAAGCUGAAGAGCUCAAUGAACAAAAAGACACUGAUGAUAUUAAAAUGGAUGUUGAUAAGACGGGUGAAGAACACAACGAGAACAAAAAUGGCGAUGAUAAUAAAACGGUUUCUGAUGGAAAUACAAAUGAAGAAUUUGUAAGGAAAGAUUAUAAUGAAAAGGAUCCUCUUAGCAAGGUAGAUAAAGAGCAUAAUCAUCACAAAAAGGGGGAUUCUAACAAGACAUAUGAAGAGAAUGGGGAGGAAAAAGAGGGGGAAGAUGACAACUCGUAUGAAGAACAUAACGAUCACAGAAAGGGGGAUGAUAACAAGACAUAUGAAGAGAAUGACCAGCAAAAAGAGGGAGAUAAUAACAAGGCAAGCGAAGACUCCAGAGACAGCGAUUACAAUUAA
Messenger RNA from Plasmodium malariae, 9486 nucleotides. RefSeq names its product protein transport protein SEC7, putative (gene SEC7). Gene Ontology annotation, biological process: regulation of ARF protein signal transduction. Gene Ontology annotation, molecular function: guanyl-nucleotide exchange factor activity. Bases 1 to 9486 code for a protein of 3161 amino acids. NCBI's taxonomy places the organism in Eukaryota, Apicomplexa, Aconoidasida, Haemosporida, Plasmodiidae. The transcript has a single exon. The record is from RefSeq and is a predicted model, not a curated record.